AUGGCCUCCCAAUAUCCAGAUGUCCAGAUAAUUCAGCCUUCAAACAGCAGAGGCUACCAGCCUGGAGACCUCUACUAA
Molecule: messenger RNA, 78 nt
Organism: Staurois parvus
Lineage: Eukaryota; Metazoa; Chordata; Amphibia; Anura; Ranidae
Source: the annotation of a GenBank genome assembly